UUUCUCAGUUUUCUCUCUUGAGUAAGCAAUGGCAGUAAGUACGCUCGAAUGCCAAAAGAUAGCAGCAUCAAUGAGACAAGAUGGCCGUAAGUUAAGGUUGGAAGUAUCGAAGCUUAUCUGAGUUUUGUUGUCAUUCUGUGUAUAUUUUAUAUAUUAUUGUACAAUAGAAAAGAAAAUGUCAACGCGAUGGUAUCCACUAUAUCAAAAAGGCAAUCCGCAAUUAAGAAUAUUUUUACCAAACUUCUGGAUGAAACUGUUGAAGCCUAAAAACAAGCAGCUUGCGAAUGUGGUACAAUUCCAUUGCUCAAUGGAAAUGACUAAAUUUGACAUAAAGAAUUACAUGGAAAAAAUUUACAAUAUCGAUAUUAUUGAAGUGAGAACAAGAAUAGCAAUGGGGAGGACAAAGAAGGAUCAGCUGCAAGGCUCCAUUAUUAAAGAAGAUGAUAGAAAAAUAGCCUAUGUUGUAUUGCCAAAAGACCAAUCCUUUGUGUUUCCCGAUCUAUUUAAAGAUGCAAAAGGUGAAUUCGAUGAAGAAAUUAUGAACGAAUCUAAAUCUAAGGACUUGCAAGAAUAUGUGAAAGAAAAUAAAGCACCUGGAUUGCCUGGUUGGUUUAGAAUUUAAUGUACAUGUGUAUAUAAAGUAUAAUAUUUAAAAAUAUAUAACUAAUAAAGCAUCUAA
Camponotus floridanus (Florida carpenter ant) is the source of this 679-nucleotide messenger RNA. It is a transcript of the gene mRpL23, whose product is annotated as 39S ribosomal protein L23, mitochondrial. The coding region runs from base 176 to 622 and encodes 148 amino acids. The transcript has 3 exons. Gene Ontology annotation, cellular component: ribosome; mitochondrial large ribosomal subunit. Gene Ontology annotation, biological process: mitochondrial translation. NCBI's taxonomy places the organism in Eukaryota, Metazoa, Arthropoda, Insecta, Hymenoptera, Formicidae. Gene Ontology annotation, molecular function: structural constituent of ribosome. The record is from RefSeq and is a predicted model, not a curated record.